Molecule: messenger RNA, 2159 nt
Organism: Anguilla anguilla (European eel)
Lineage: Eukaryota; Metazoa; Chordata; Actinopteri; Anguilliformes; Anguillidae
Product: 5-hydroxytryptamine receptor 1E-like
Exons: 2
Coding region: 523-1644 (373 amino acids)
Biological process (GO): G protein-coupled receptor signaling pathway, coupled to cyclic nucleotide second messenger; chemical synaptic transmission
Cellular component (GO): dendrite; membrane
Molecular function (GO): neurotransmitter receptor activity; G protein-coupled serotonin receptor activity
Source: RefSeq, a predicted model, not a curated record
GAGCCGCUGCUAGUGUCCAGGCGUAAUACCCAAGGUGAGUGAGCUAAGCUCUCUCAUACCCCCUGAGGUGGACAGAUGACUUAAUUCGGGAUACUACACUUUGGGAGACUGCUUUUACCUUUGAGGUGCGUGGACUGAAUUACUCCCCACAGCAAAGACGCCGAAAUUGGCCGAAACAUGACGAAACGUAGCCUACUGAUGAAAAAAUAUUCGCAAAGGACACGAACAGGACGCAUACAAUUUAAGCAAAUACUUUGCAGUCGUAGAAAUCAGCAGUAAAUCUCUAUUGUCCGACAGUCUUUACACGAUUUAUUUCCCGUUGUUUGUCUUUUUUUCUAUUUUUUUUUUUACAACGGAGGUAGGUUUUAUUUAUUUACAUGCUUUUUUAUUGAAAAUAUUCAAACGUGACGGACUUAUAUAGCUACAGCAAAACUGUCAACGCAAAGGAGCGUGUACCAUGGCCAGCUGGGGAUACACACCUCUAGUGACUGUGGCCAGUGGGGACAGCUGAGGCAGCAGGAGAUGGGCUGGCUUGUGGCGGACAGCCCUGGAGCUGCCAAUGUCACAGGCAGCAAGACAGGGUCAGCGAUGGCAGCAGAGAAGGUGGCGGUGGUGGUCUGCUUGGGGACCCUGACCCUCCUCACCACCAUCCUGAACGGCGGCGUCAUAGCUGCCAUCUGCACCACCAAGAAGCUCCACCUGCCCGCCAACUACCUCAUUUGCUCGCUGGCCGUCACCGACUUCCUGGUGGCCAUCUUGGUGAUGCCGCCCAGCAUCCUCUACGUCGCCACGGAGACCUGGCCACUGGGGCCGGCCAUCUGUGAGGCCUGGCUGAGCCUGGACAUGACCUGCUGCACCUGUUCCAUUCUCCACCUGUGCGCCAUCGCGCUGGACCGCUACUGGGCCAUCACCAACGCCGUGGAGUACACCUACAAGCGGACGGCUCGCCGGGCUGCCGUCAUGGUGGCCGCCGUGUGGGCGAUCUCUGCCCUCAUCUCUGUACCGCCCCUCUUCUGGAGGCGUGGCCACGGCAACCCUGGUAACCACACUGACUGCAUGAUCACGCAUGACCACGUGGGCUACACCCUCUACUCCACUGUUGGGGCGUUCUACGGCCCGCUGGUGCUCAUCCUCGUGCUUUACUGCCGGAUCUACGCUGCAGCGAAAGCCCUGUACAAGAAGAGGGGCUCCACCCUGCAGCAGGGCGCGGCCGGGAGGUUGGACAGCCAGAACUCCUUCGGCCACUGCCGAUCGGUGCACGCCUUCUGCGUUCCCGAGCUGUCGACAUCCGACCCGGGCCCGGAAAUGGAGAGGCUGGACGACGUCAUUGUCUCAGGGCCUGCGGAGGGCGGGAUGGGCGGGGCCAGGGAGAGGGCCAGGAUCCGCCUCAGCAGGGAGAGGAAGGCGGCGCGGACCCUGGGGCUCAUCCUGGGGGCGUUCGUGCUCUGCUGGCUACCCUUCUUCAUCAAGGAGCUGCUGGUGGGGCUGAAGCUGCUGCGGGACUCGGAAUCCAUGCUGCUCUCCAACGCCCUCACCUGGCUCGGCUACGUCAAUUCACUUAUCAACCCGCUUAUCUACACCAGCUUCAAUGAGGACUUCAAGCAUGCAUUCAAGAUGCUCCUCAAGUGCAAGGGACACCCAUAGAGUCAACCAUAGAGCUUUAUAUUUCCUUUUGUUUAGUGUUUUUUGUUUGAUUUUUUAAAUCAAAUGUUUUUCGGAUGUACAGGAUAUUACUGGAUAGUAUUAGAGCAUGACAUCGGUGGAGGGUGCGUUUUUAGCUUUGAGCACUUGUCAUGUAUAGUAAGCUCAGGCAAUCACUGACACACACACACACACACACACACACACAGGAUGACACCAGACGCACAAUGAUACAGACACACGUACACAUGCCCCCCAGAGGAACCAAUUGCUUUUGUCUUUUUGAACAUCAUUUCUAACCAGUGGCUUAUUACCAUUUCAUUGUGCUGCCACAAGAGGGAGGCUUUGAAUUGUUUAAUGCAGAGCUAUGCAUCGAGAGAGCCAUUUUUCUACUCAAAAUCAGUGAAUAUUCAAACUCGGUCCUGGGGACCCUCUGUGUAUGCUGGUUUUCCAACCACAGUUGCAAUCGCUAAAUUUUAACAAGCAGUUAUUUUUUCCUAAUUAGGUGCUUUUCAUAU